AUGUUGAGUGUGACCACGAUAGGUGGUACCAUACAACAGCCUUCUUUGGAUACUUUCGAAAAACUGUACUCUCGAUAUUCAUCGACACUCGUAUGUCCUUGCACUGGCCUUUCUGUGACCUAUGGUGAGAUAAUGACUGUUACGCCUUAUUUUCAUCAGCUCUGCUCAAGUGAUUUUAUCCGAGAUGAUCGUUGGUUACUCUAUUUCCGCAUAGUCAGCUCGACUUCGGGCGGUGUGAGCUAUUAUGUUGGUGAUUUUCGUUCGAAUCCUGGUUCUAGUCUAUUUUACUUAAUGAAAACAUUGUGUGAAACAGCUAAAACAACUGUUAUCAAUGCCGCAACUGUUUUUGGCGCAACAACACUGGUGAAUCCGUAUCUGAUACCACGUGUAUUAUUUGAAAAGGAGACGACCGAACUAGCACUACAGUUUCAACAAGAAACACAAGCUUCUUUUCUAAUUCUAUUCUCUCAAGUAAGCACGGCAAUUCGAGAUAAUCAGUUCUACAACCCUAUAGGUCUUGCAGCUAAUCUACAGUUCAGCGAUUUUGUUGCGGAACAAUGGUGGGGUUAUCUUUGGGGACUGGGUGGUGUGAACACUUUUCAGGAUCUUCAACUUCUUAGCAUUCAGUUUCGUAUUCUUGCAUCAUUAUGUUCAUUAGCACAGCAAUCUAUCGACAAGGACACAAGUGAAUUUCUUGCCAAUAAAUUAGUCACUCUAGAGGCAAUGUCAUUCAGUUCAUUUCAAGCUCAGAUUGAUUCACUUACAUCCGUAUUUACUGCUCAAACGCUAGACAAAUUUCGUCGUACUCAAUCGUUCAUUUAUGAAACAUUUCGUGCAAAUCAGCUGCUGGUUGUACCUGAAACAAAUUGGCAAUUCGCUCUCACAACUGCAGCGGAUAAUUACGUCCUUGCUACUGUGCCACGUAGUUCAUUUGGGAAUAAUUAUUCAUGUAUUACAUCAUUAAACAGCUUCUCACGACCAUUGUAUAUUGAUAAGAACUAUAACACAACUGUAUUACCUGGCGUGGUGGCUGGUUGUUUUCCAGUUGAUGGUACUCGUCUGUCUACUCUAGAAUGUUUCUUUGAUUCAAACUGCAUUUUAAACUUGACAAGCAUUGCAUCGACGCGCCCUACCACUAUUUGGAUUGCUAAACCGCUCAAUGCCUCAACACCCAGUAAUUAUUCUUCAAAUACUCUCAUAGGUAGCCUCGUUGAUAGUUUAUUCGUGGAAGAUUGGGGAAUUAAAAGUAAUUAUUCAAGCUACUUCGAUUCGUGUGCUCCGGAUUCAUGUUCAUACAAAUAUAUUGAUCACAACACAAUACUCUACAUAAUCACCACUGUGCUUGGGUUGUAUGGUGGGUUGACAGUGGUUCUCGGUUUUAUUGUCUGGUAUGGGUGGCUUAUGUAUCGAAAAAUUGUGGGAUGGAUGCAAAUCGUUCCUCGUUUAACAUCAACACGAGUAGUUCCUUCUCAGCCAACUAUCGAUAUUGAAUGA
Messenger RNA from Adineta steineri, 1494 nucleotides. The record is from the annotation of a GenBank genome assembly. Lineage: Eukaryota; Metazoa; Rotifera; Eurotatoria; Adinetida; Adinetidae.